AUGCCAUCCACCCCCCUCUCUCACCCUCUCCCCCAAACCAUCAAAGCCCUCCUCCAACCCGACAUCCACAGCCCCAAACUAAUCCUCGCCACAAUUCCCACACCCAUCGCCACCCCAGAAACCACCGAGCAUCUCAUCCACGUGCACUCCACCUCUCCCUGCGCAGGCGAACUAACCUGGACCGCCAACCUCUCCGCCUACACUUCUCUCCUGCCUACACUCUCCCUCUCCUCCAUAACCUCCAAGUUACAAAUCCCCUGCUACGACCUCUCAGGAACCGUUGUUACCGCACCUCCUAACUCCCCUUUCCCCCCCGGCACAGAAAUCUACACCCGCACAUCCUUUUCCCGCCCCGGAAACGCACGCGCCUACACCAUCGCACUAACAUCCGAACUCGCGCGCAAACCGCACAAUCUCUCCUGGGAAGAAGCAGCCAGUAUAACCACUUUAGCGCCUUUACGGCAUGGCAGGCAUUGUAUGUACAUGGGGGUAUGCGCUGCGUGUAUUGCGCUCGAUGCGAAGAUUGAGAAUGAGGGGAGACGGUGUUGA
Botrytis sinoallii is the source of this 549-nucleotide messenger RNA. RefSeq lists its product as uncharacterized. The transcript has a single exon. The record is from RefSeq and is a predicted model, not a curated record. NCBI's taxonomy places the organism in Eukaryota, Fungi, Ascomycota, Leotiomycetes, Helotiales, Sclerotiniaceae. The coding region runs from base 1 to 549 and encodes 182 amino acids.